CUCAAGGCGGCCCGGGCUGCAGCCGCAGCGGGUUGGUUCCUUCCUCGCGGGACAUCUAGGCGAAAAGUGCUGCAUACCUCCUGCCUUCCUCCCUGGUCUGCUGACCCAGUGAAGAGCUGCUGCUACCGCUGGGAGGGAAGGCGAGCUGCCUCUCGUCCCAGAGCAUCCACAUUGUAGCUGGUGACAAGACAUUUGCUUUCUGUGCCAAAAUUAAAGACCUGCUACGGCAAUGAAGAAAGAGACUGAAUUUGUCACUUUUACCUAAGGAAAAAUGACAGAUAGAAAUCAAACCUGUGGUGCAGGACAGGAUUCUGCCCCCUAUCUGACUUGUUUCAUUCAUAUCCUUGAAGAAUGGCUUGGUGUGGAACAAUUAGAGGACUACUUGAAUUUUGCAAAUUAUCUCUUGUGGGUUUUUACACCGCUAAUACUUUUGAUACUUCCAUACUUCACAAUCUUUCUUCUCUACCUUACCAUUAUUUUCUUGCACAUUUAUAAGAGGAAGAAAGUGUUGAAAGAAGCUUAUUCUCAUAAUUUGUGGGAUGGUGCAAGGAAAACGGUGGCGACCCUGUGGGACGGACAUGCGGCAGUUUGGCAUGGUUAUGAAGUCCAUGGAAUGGAAAAAAUACCAGAAGAAGGACCAGCUCUUAUAAUAUUUUACCAUGGAGCUAUUCCCAUAGAUUUUUACUAUUUCAUGGCUAAAAUUUUUAUUCAAAAAGGCAGAACUUGCCGAGUAGUAGCUGAUCACUUUGUGUUUAAAAUUCCAGGAUUUAGUUUAUUGCUUGAUGUAUUUUGUGCUCUCCAUGGACCAAGAGAAAAAUGUGUUGAAAUUCUAAGGAGUGGUCACUUGUUAGCUAUUUCACCAGGUGGAGUUCGAGAAGCUUUAAUUAGUGAUGAGACCUACAACAUUGUAUGGGGUAAUCGUAAAGGCUUUGCUCAGGUCGCGAUUGAUGCAAAAGUGCCCAUUAUACCUAUGUUUACACAAAAUAUACGAGAAGGAUUUAGAUCACUUGGAGGAACAAGAUUAUUUAGGUGGCUUUAUGAAAAAUUCCGCUAUCCAUUUGCUCCCAUGUAUGGAGGUUUUCCAGUGAAGUUAAGAACUUAUUUAGGCGAUCCUAUUCCAUACGAUCCAAAGGUAACAGCAGAAGAAUUAGCUGAAAAGACAAAGAAUGCUGUUCAAGCUUUGAUUGAUAAGCACCAAAGAAUACCAGGAAACAUCAUGAGUGCUUUGUUAGAACGUUUUCAUAAGCAGAAGGUCAACUAGAAGAUGACUUUAUAUGUUUAUAUUAAGAUGUUUGCAUCUGCUGUACUGUCUCCUAAACUUUAUAGGCCCUGUGAUUAGUGUUUUGUAAGAAUCAUGUUGAAAAGCAUCUUUCUUAGAAUUUGUUUAAAAUUAUAUUGUCAGUUUUGUUUUUGCAAUCAGUUUUGUCAAAUGUAAGACAUAAUUUAUUACAUGCCUAAUAAGUUAAAAAAGUGAUGGUAUUUAAUUUGUAAAUUCUGAUAACAUAUGAAAAUAGGGUCCUUAGAGUUAAGUUUUAUUACUAGUUUAGGUGAAACACAUUCCUGAAUUAUGCAUCUAAUUUCUGUAUUUGUUUAAUGAGCUCAUUUUGAGAGAUGGAAUAAACUAGGUUAUAAUAUAGUUGCUUCAGCUAGAGAACAGAAGACUUUUAUCUCACCCUAAUUCUCCUCAUGGCCUUGGGCAAAUCAUUUAAUGUUUCUGUGCCUCAAUAAUUCACUUUUUAAGAACAUGGCAAAAUUGUGGUGAGGAGCAUUAUGUUAUUUGUGUUUGCUAUGAUUGAUAACUAUUGAACCAAAAUUAUUGUUAUUUAAACAAUACCAAAAUCCUUUAGUUGUGUAUUUAUUUUGUCCAUCAGAACCAUAAAUUAUUCCUUCAGGUAUAAUGUCCAGUUGCCAAGCACAAUAUAUAAGACGUACUGUUUUUCAAAUUGAAUAAAAAAGAAAUUAAGAAAUGUUACAUUUGUUACUGUUACAAUGUUUUUAACCACGAGCUGGUAAGUUAACAGUAUGAGUACAUGGUGUGCUUAGGAUAUGGCAUUAAAUACUGCAAGGUUCAGAAUUGCUCUCAUGUUCUGCUACUGCUCCUAUUAGUUGCUGCUUCUGGGCUGAGGAUCAUGGCUUAUUCCAUUAGACUUUGCAGCCAGUCAGAUGGUGGUUGUUCCAAUAAAAUGUACUUGAAUGACAGAUUUAUAUGAACACAGUGCUUUCUGAAAAAUUGACUUUUGAUGGAUUGCCUCUGAAAAUUAGUUUUGAAAAGUAUUUAAACAAGGAAACUGUCAGACAUCUAAUGCAGUUUAUCUCCUUUUUUUGAUGUUAAAUUACUUGAGGUUUUGUAUAGAUUUUUGUAUUACAAGUGUAUAUUUAUGUUAUGUGUAAUAUAUAUAAAACUACAAAUAAAAAUAAUUUUGAAUU
Molecule: messenger RNA, 2427 nt
Organism: Ochotona curzoniae (black-lipped pika)
Lineage: Eukaryota; Metazoa; Chordata; Mammalia; Lagomorpha; Ochotonidae
Gene: TMEM68
Product: transmembrane protein 68
Exons: 8
Coding region: 272-1261 (329 amino acids)
Cellular component (GO): membrane
Molecular function (GO): acyltransferase activity
Source: RefSeq, a predicted model, not a curated record